AUGCUGCAGCGUAGUGGCAGGCGUUUGUUCUCGACGUUCCUGUUGAACCCUGAGACCUCCGCGGCACCACAUGGCCCUCCGCGCGGCCUCAUCAACCGCUACGUGUCGAUGGGGCUCCCCCCAUGGGCAGCGUGGUGCAACAAAAUCAACCGCUACUCGCUGUACCGCAUGAGCGGUGUGGCGCCUCGCACAUUCCUGCCAAAGGCACCGCAGGAAAUGGACGUGAUUUGGCUCAAUGAGCGCGUCCGAGAGCGUGUGCGCACCUCGCGGAAGGUGCAGAAUGUCUACAGACAACUCAAGUACCCCUACGUGAAAACAGGCAUCCAUUACAGUGAUGUGCUCGAUCACUGGGUACAAGUGCCGAUGGUAGAGGCGGCGAUGUUUGAGGUGGAGAAGGAUGGCGGCUUUGACAACUUCAUCCUGAAGCGUUCUGGUCCUGAGCUGCGCUCUACAUAUGGUGAACGAAUUCGUCGGCAUAUUUUGGUGCGGCAGAAGGAGAUUCAGAAAAAUUUUGUACUGGAUCAACAGGCAAAGCAACUCGCAGAUGUCAUUCAGGGGGAGAUUGUGCCGCUGCAGGAUGAAAUGAGCGCAGGGCAAGUGUUAGAAAAGUACGGGAUUGACAGGGAGCAGUUGCUGCGAGAGAUGGCGCGCCUGGUCGUUGCUAGGAGGAAGGAGUCCGCUGCUGUUGCAGCAACGCCAACUGACGUGUCACCCUGA
Messenger RNA from Trypanosoma grayi, 717 nucleotides. Its product is annotated as 39S ribosomal protein L28. Gene Ontology annotation, molecular function: structural constituent of ribosome. Gene Ontology annotation, cellular component: mitochondrial large ribosomal subunit. Lineage: Eukaryota; Euglenozoa; Kinetoplastea; Trypanosomatida; Trypanosomatidae. The transcript has a single exon. The record is from RefSeq and is a predicted model, not a curated record. Bases 1 to 717 code for a protein of 238 amino acids.